AUGCGUUUAGAUCGUACUUUAUCAUUCAAAACUACUUGGUUUACGAAAGGUCCAGCAAAAAUUAUCCACUCUCCACUUGAUACAAAGGCAAUAGCCGGAGAAUCAGUCCUAUUUUUCUGUCAAGCUGAAGGUAAUCCUCUUCCUAGAGUUGUCUUCCGAUGGAAUGAUAAUGAAAUCACUCAAAAUCGACCAGGUUUACAAUUUAAAGAAUUAUCCGCAGAUAGUGUUGCCCUACGUGCUAAAUUAGAACCAAAUCACAACGGUGAUACCGUCACGUGUUUUGCACAAAAUCAUGUUGGAUCCGAUUCAGCUACGGCACAAAUUUCUGUAUACAAUGCUAAUGAAACUCCACCAAGAGGAUUUCCAAAAGUUCAUCAAGAUCCUUCAGCAACUAUAAGUCAAGUUGGUGAUUCAACACAUUUACAAUGUGAUGUAUCAGCUGAACCUCAAGCAACAGUCUAUUGGAUAAAGGAUCAAUUUGAAUUGAUUGAUACAAGUCUUCCAAGAUUUCGAAUUGUUGGAUCUGGAUCCCUUGUAAUAGAAACUUUACUUGAAACUGAUUCUGGAGCGUAUGAAUGUAUGGCACGAAAUGAAAUAGGUACAGUAUUAAGUAAUUCAGGCCAUUUGCAUGUACGACAUAAUCUUACAAUUGCAUAUCAUUUUCUUCAACAAAGAGGCAUUCAGUUCCCACCAACAAUUAAUGAAAUGCCUGAAAAAGUUGAAGUAUCCUCUGGUAAAGGUACAAAUUUGACUUGUCGAGCUGGAGGCUUUCCGAUACCUAUGGUUUGGUGGUCAACAUUAGGUACACCAGCUGGACCAAGAGUUUCAGGACCAAUUAUGCUAUCUGAACGUGCUUUAACAGAGCCACAACCACACGAAGCAACACUACGUUUAACAGAUAUCACAGAAUCAUCCGGUUAUAAUUGUAUUGCAAAAAAUGGCCUUGGUCUAGUAAGAAGAAAUGUUAGUGUCAUUGUAAAGCAACUCCCUGCUCCACCAUCAAGUCUAGAUGCACGACCUAUUGGUAGUACUUAUGCUGUAUUACGAUGGCCACCAAGUAUAUCAUCUGGUGUUGAUUCAUACACUGUUAGUUUACAAAUUGAUGAUGGUGGUUUAGGUGAACUUAGCCGUCGUCAAAUAACAAAUAUCGAUCCAUCUGAAAUGAAAUCAGAAGAUUCAUUUAAUAUAUUAGAUACAAAGUAUUCUCAAGAAAAUUCAAUGAUUGUUUAUAAUCUCACUGGUCUUAGUCCAUUUACUUUAUAUUCAGCUCAAGUUCAUGCAGUUAGUCGAGUAGCUGGUUUAUCAUUACCAAGUGAUUUAGUAAAAUUUCGUACAGCAGAACUUGACUACCUACAAAUCAUGUAA
Schistosoma guineensis is the source of this 1365-nucleotide messenger RNA. The record is from the annotation of a GenBank genome assembly. Lineage: Eukaryota; Metazoa; Platyhelminthes; Trematoda; Strigeidida; Schistosomatidae.